GCUUCACAACCAGUGUCCUGUUCUAUAUGGAAUAGCAGUCAAAUGAAACAUUUCCUUCCAGCCCAGGUUCACAUAUGUCUCGCCCUCGAUUCGCCCAGGGAUUGUUGUGAUUUGUUGAUCCCUCUCACUCCAACGAACAGGCAGCAAACGCGCCAAUUCCCCCACAGCCUCUCGACCCUUCGAGACACGCGAAACAGCUACUCUUCACAGCCUCCUUCUAGACGGCAAGACUCCAAUGUUCUCUCCAUUCCGUUGAAAGGUAGACACCAUGGCAGACACAAUUACCAUCCUUGUUGCCACCGACAACCAUGUCGGAGCCCACGAACGAGACCCGAUCCGAGGCGACGACUCCUGGAAGACGUUCCAUGAGAUCAUGUGUCUGGCCAAAGAUCGAGACGUUGACAUGGUUCUUCUCGCCGGUGACCUCUUCCACGAGAACAAGCCCUCACGAAAGUCCAUGUACAAUGUCAUGCGGUCCCUGAGACUCAACUGCCUGGGUGACAAGCCUUGUGAACUCGAAAUGCUGUCCGACGAGUCAGAACAUUUCGACACCACCUUCGACCAUGUCAACUACGAAGACGCCAAUAUCAAUGUCGGGAUCCCAGUUUUCUCCAUCCACGGUAACCAUGAUGACCCUACCGGAGAAGGCCACUACUCGGCCCUAGACCUGCUUGCGGUUUCCGGACUGGUCAACUACUACGGGAAGACCCCUCAGAGUGAUAAUAUCGUAGUCAAGCCGGUUUUGAUACAGAAAGGCCGCACCAAACUAGCUCUGUACGGUCUCUCCAACGUUCGAGAUGAGCGCCUUCAUCGAACAUUCCGGGACGGCAAGGUCAAGUUCCACCGCCCAAGUAAGCAGAUGGGCGAUUGGUACAACCUGAUAUGCGUCCAUCAAAACCAUCAUGCACAUACAGAGACAUCGUAUCUGCCCGAGAACUUCCUACCAGAUUUUCUGGAUCUCGUCAUAUGGGGUCAUGAACACGAGUGUGACAUCGAACCCAGACUCAAUCCAGAGAUGAACUUCAAGGUUAUGCAACCGGGCUCCUCUGUCGCCACCUCAUUGAUCCCAGGCGAGGCUGUCCCCAAGAAGGUUGCAAUUCUUACCAUCACCGAUCGAGAAAUGGCGUGCGAACCAAUUCGGCUGAAAACUGUCCGUCCGUUUGUCUACAAAGACAUUGCCCUUGCUGCUGACAAGGACGCCGUCAGGAUCGCUAAAUCAAAAGAUGAUCAUCGUGCGGAGCUAACCCGACAUAUGAUCAAGAUCGUUGAUGGACUGAUUGAGCAAGCCAAGGAAGAAUGGUUGGAGGCGCAAGAAGAAAGACAGUAUCCAGACGAGGAACAGGAAGAAUGCCCCUUGCCCUUGAUCAGACUGCGCGUUGAAACGACCUCGGCGGACGGCAUCGGCAAGUUCGACAUUGAGAAUCCGCAACGCUUUUCCAAUAGGUUCAUCGACAAGGUAGCCAACACCAACGACGUGGUACAGUUUCACGUCAAGAAGAAGAACGCAGCGGCUCGCGUGGCUCGAGAUGCCCAAGCGGACAAGGAGAUCAUGGCCAGAGUGCAAGGUCUAGAAGCCAUCAAGGUUGAAAACCUCGUCCGAGAGUUCCUUCAAGCCCAAUCCUUAACCAUACUCCCCCAAAAUUGUUUCGGCGAGGCCGUGAGCCAAUACGUGGACAAGGAUGACAGACACGCGAUGGAGUUGUUUGUGAACAAAUCCCUCGCAGAUCAAAUUAAGCACCUCGUUAGACUGCAAACCGACGCGAAUGACGCCGACGACAAUGAUGAAGACCUGGCUAUCCAGAUCCAAGAACAACGUGCAAAGAUGGAAGAAAUGUUUGUAAAGGGGGAGCUCAAGAUGCCCAGGAAUAAGACAAGGUACAAACCGCAGCCGGCCAGUUGGGAUAGUGACGCCGAUGGACCAUGGGAGGAAAAUCCUGAGGCGUUACUGCUUGGCUCGGAGGAUUUAGAAAGUAGACACGGGGAAGAAGACGAAGACGGUGAGGAUGGGACACCUGCUCCCGUGACAACGGCAGCGAGAGGGAGGGGAAGAGGAAGAGGUGGUCGAGCCGGUUCAUCGGCGACGACCACUACUCGCAAAACGACGGCCGCAGCGAAGAAAUCUGCCGCGAAGACGACUACCUCACGAGCGCGGAAACGCGCGGUCUCAGACGAUGAAGAGAGUGAAGAAGAGCACGACGAUGUAAUCAUGCAAGAUGAGGACGAAGAAGUCGACUCUCAGGCCAUGUUCGUUCCCGAAAAAAGCAAGACCACCACCGCAAGUACGCGAGCGCGCAACACAACACCAGCAGCCAGUACCACGACAACCCGAGGCGGAGCCAGGACGAAGCCUACCUCUUUCGCAUCAUCGACGCCGGCGACCAAGAAGCCACCGGCCCGCGCUGCAGCUUCGAGGCAGAAACAGUCGACCCUCAGUUUCACGACGUCACAGAAUAGCAUUCUAGGGAAUGGAAGGAGCAUAGGUGCGAGUCGGAGUCAAAGCUACGAGCAGAUCGAUGACGAUGACGACGACGACGCAUUUGAACCCGCCCCGCCCACGAGGAAGAGGCGAUGAAUCGUCGCGUGCGCCGAGCAACAGUAUCUCUUGCAGAAGCAUCAGGUUACAUAUGUACUUGUCUAAAUAGAGAAAUCUACCCUCCGGACUGGUAUGCCUAGUGGGAGAAAAGUUGAGAGCAAGUGUCAGGGAGUCCAUAUCAGCAUUCGAACGACUCGGGCAUUUGCCUGGCGACAUCAGAGUUACGGUUGCGCAUGGAUGCGAGAUGUCAUAGCUUUGGCCUCGCAGCGGGUCCAUCAAUUCAGUCGACAAACGGCCAGCAAGCUGGGGGAUAUGUGCCAUAAUAAUAGACGUUUGUCUCUUCCG
This is a messenger RNA of Cladophialophora immunda, 2878 nucleotides long. Its product is annotated as DNA repair protein (mre11). Gene Ontology annotation, cellular component: Mre11 complex; nucleus. Lineage: Eukaryota; Fungi; Ascomycota; Eurotiomycetes; Chaetothyriales; Herpotrichiellaceae. The coding region runs from base 269 to 2572 and encodes 767 amino acids. Gene Ontology annotation, molecular function: manganese ion binding; DNA endonuclease activity; 3'-5'-DNA exonuclease activity. The record is from RefSeq and is a predicted model, not a curated record. The transcript has a single exon. Gene Ontology annotation, biological process: double-strand break repair via homologous recombination; meiotic DNA double-strand break formation; mitotic G2 DNA damage checkpoint signaling.